UGAGUGCUAUGCGAGGCGUCAUGGAGCGCUCUGCGUCCUCCUCCACCCCUGUCUCAGACGCCGUGGCGACCACUACCGCGGUGCAAGCGAAGCCGACCGCUCUGGAACAGCUGGACAAAGAGCAGAUCAGAAAGGCUGUGGAAGUUCUGUUUGCACACUCCAGGUCCAGAAAAAGCAGUACUGAAUUGCUUUUGAAUGAGAAUGAGAACGUAUUUUUAAUGGUGAUAUUAUGGAAAAUUCCAGCAAAGGAACUUCGAGUCAGAAUGUCUUUACCUCAUAGUAUUCUAUCAGAUUCGUCAGAAGUCUGUCUGUUUACCAAAGAUGAUUGUGAAUCACCUGAACAGACAGAAGGUUUCUAUAAAAAGCUUUUGAAAAAGCAUGGAGUUAACAGUGUCUCUCAGAUUAUCCCUUUUAAAACUUUAAAGACAGAAUAUAAAGCCUAUGAAGCCAAGCUCCGUCUCUUGGGUAGCUUUGACAUCUUCAUUACUGAUGAAAGAAUUAGACGACAUUUGCCCACACACAUAGGAAGGCAUUUCUAUCACAGGAAGAAAGUUCCAGUACCUGUCAAUCUUCUGGCCAAGAAUCUGUCCAAAGAGAUUACCGACCGCCGUAUCACAGGGACUGUCUUAAACAUCUCUAAACAUGGUUCUUGCAGUACUAUACGUAUUGGUCACACCGGAAUGGAGACUCAGCACAUCAUUGAAAACAUCCUGGCUGUCUCAGAAAUGCUUUCAGAAAAAUUGCCAGAGAAAUGGCAGAGUGUGAAACUCUUGUUCCUGAAAACGGAGACGUCAGUUUCCCUUCCCAUCUUUUCCUCCUUCGUCACAUCUCAGGAUGAAAACAGUGGAUCCUUCCGUAGUAUGAGGAAAAAAGAACUAAAGAAAAAAAGAAAGCAUGAAAAAGAAAAGUUGAAGAAGAAAAACAAAAUGUUAAGGAAAAAGUCCAAGGAAGCUGCAUUUCUUUCACCUCAAGAUGACUUAGUGUGUAAAACCAGCAGUGCACCAGCAAAUGGUCCAAGAUCCCAGAAGAAACAUCCCAGCAAUGUAAAACCACAACAGAAAGUGACAGAUGAGUAUGAAGAAACAAUUCCACAACUGGUACCAAUAGGAGAAACUCGAGAUAAAGAAAAUGUGAAGAUGGAAGAAAAUAUCACAGAAGGAAAAUCUCCAAAAAAGAGAUCUGAUGCAAACACACCUCGUGGCAAGAAAAGGAAGGUCCUACCAGCUACAGAGACUUCAGAAGCUUCCAGGCCUGGGACCUCAGGGAAGAAGCUAAAAAUAGAUGUGCAGGAACUCAGAAAGCCAGGGGCCAAGGUCUUUACUCCCAGGAAAUCUGUAAAGAAAACUUCUAAAACACCCAAAGACAAAAAAACCCAGGGAGCCAAAUCAAACUAA
This is a messenger RNA of Psammomys obesus (fat sand rat), 1394 nucleotides long. Its product is annotated as ribosomal L1 domain-containing protein 1-like. Gene Ontology annotation, cellular component: 90S preribosome. NCBI's taxonomy places the organism in Eukaryota, Metazoa, Chordata, Mammalia, Rodentia, Muridae. The record is from RefSeq and is a predicted model, not a curated record.